This is a messenger RNA of Tigriopus californicus, 1737 nucleotides long. RefSeq lists its product as uncharacterized. Gene Ontology annotation, biological process: sensory perception of taste. NCBI's taxonomy places the organism in Eukaryota, Metazoa, Arthropoda, Copepoda, Harpacticoida, Harpacticidae. The transcript has a single exon. Bases 663 to 1736 code for a protein of 357 amino acids. Gene Ontology annotation, cellular component: membrane. The record is from RefSeq and is a predicted model, not a curated record.
AAGAUCUUGGGUAAGAUAAAAAAGCCUUUGGAUUCGACCUGACCUCCAGAAGUACUUUAUUCUCUGUGUGUAAUUGGUCAUUUUCGAUCGACUGUAUUCGUCUCAGAUAAUCUUGAAAGUUUUUUUUUGCUUAUGAAUGACCAACAAAAAUCGCGGAGGGGAAUAUAAGCCGAUAUUAGAGCUAUUUAACCUAAUUCGAUUCCUGUCACCCAGCAAUCGUCAUCCAUAAAUAUUACGUUAGCGAGUGGCGGUAUCGAUGAAGUGGGUUUUCCCCUGGUUGUAUGCGACUAAAUGUUUUAAUUUUUAACCUCACUUCAAUAAGCAUCGAAGGUAAAGUUAUUUUAUAGGGGUUCUUCGAUGAAAAACUCGCGUGCCAAUAUUGUACCAAAACCAUUUUAAUUUGGGUGCAAUGAUGUGUUGUAGACUUGAGGCAAACUAAGGCGUUGCUAUUGGUUUACUGUCAUUUCUGAAACUUACUAUUACAAAAGACUUUCAAGCCCGGUGCAUGACCGGCCCUGAAAUCAAACAAGUGCUCUUUUGUCGGAGAAGAUUAAUUUUUUUUUAGCCAGUGUUUUAUUUCUAAGCAAACCUCCUGCGAGUACCGUUCUUCAAUUUCUCGAAACCCCACGAAAGUAUCCUUGCCUUAUCCUAUUGAAGGCGCCAUGUUCCGAAUUGUGCAAAUCUUGUCUUUUCUUACCCCAUCGCCUUGGAGAGUUACAAGUGUAGGAAUUAUUACUAACUCCAGACUUUCGAUCAUUUUCCGAUUAGGAGCAAUUCUCUCUUGCUUCUACAUACCUUUGUGGCGAUUAGGAGUUAUGGACGGUCUGAGCCAUCGAAUAGUCUCAUCUCCCAUUAGAUCUAUAUUCGAGUUGUAUUUUGCCGUGUUCAACCCGUUGCUUGUGAUCAUCUACACUUGGGUAUUUGGCCGUAUGAGGGAAUCAUUGAAGAACCUUAUUGUCGCUCUUGAAAGCGUGACCCCUCUUCGUCAAAUCUUGGGGGAUCAAAGCCCAUGUUUCAUUUGGAGAGUGUUUGGGGUGACUUAUGCCAGCAUUUUAAUUUGUUCGCUUGCUUUCUCUUAUUUUAUAACAAACUCAUGGCAGAAUGGUUGGGAAGAUGCCUUGAGUUCGAUUUUAUAUUUGAUCAUUCAUGUUCAAGUAUUUGGUACUCCUUCUUUUACGUUGAUCACUCUUUUGUAUAAUGUCAUUGGUAAAGUGAUUCACAAUGAGAUCUUGAGAUGCACUGAAAGCAUGGACAUGAUAAAAGAAGAUCGCAUUAGACGACUCGCAGACUCCAUUGAGCAAUUCAAUGGAACGUUUCAACUGUCCGCCUUACUUCAGAUGGCAUUUGCCUUCGUAUUUAUAACCAUGUGCCUGUACAUGAAUGUUCGAAAUAUGUUGAGUUUUUCAGAAGAAAGCUUGUUUUUCCCUUCGAUUCUGUACUUCGUUGGUUUCAUAACAUUUUCAAUAUUUGUGUUCGAAUCGUGCCACACUGGGAACCAGAUUGAAAAAAGCCUUGAAAGAGCCAAAGAGGCUACUGAAAACUACAUCCGUAUCAAUAUAGAGGUAAUGUCUGCUGAGGAUCGAACCAAAUGUGAAUACUUGAUUGUCAGACUCUCCCAAAAGGAUCUCAUCACUUGCUACGGCUAUUUUCCUCUUAAUCAUGAAACCCUUUUGUCCAUUGGAGGUGGAAUACUGACCUAUUUGAUUGUUUUUGUCAACUUCUUUCUCGCUAAAUAAA